Molecule: messenger RNA, 4439 nt
Organism: Girardinichthys multiradiatus
Lineage: Eukaryota; Metazoa; Chordata; Actinopteri; Cyprinodontiformes; Goodeidae
Product: NLR family CARD domain-containing protein 3-like
Exons: 13
Coding region: 120-3677 (1185 amino acids)
Molecular function (GO): protein binding
Source: RefSeq, a predicted model, not a curated record
AGACUGGUUCCAGGAAGCUGCUCUGCUGCCUCAGAGUCUGUUUUCUUCAAGUCUUCUUCUGUUCUCUGUCUUGCUUAAAGAAACCCUCCAUGUGUGUGAGCUGAUGUGAACUGAGCAGCAUGGAUCAGUGUGAGGACAGAGAGGACAGAGUCCCUCCCUCUAAAACCACUCUGUGUGGAGAACAUGAGGACCAGAGCAAAGUUCAGAGGAAACAAUCAGAACCACAACCUGGACCUGAACCCAGCUGUGUGUCCUUAAAGAGCAACAAGUCAAAGGAUGAACUUAUUUUAUUUAAAUCAGAUCAACGUUCAACUGCAAACAGGAUCCAACAGACCCUCAAACCAGAACCAGAACCAGAACCCAGCUGUGUGUCCUUAAAGAGCAAUAGGUCAAAGUUUCUUGGUAUUGAUUUUAAAUCAGAUCAACGUUCAGCAGCAAAGAGAGUGGACCAGCAGAACUCAGAGGUUCCCAGUGGUCCAUCUGCCCAGCAGCAUCAAACACAGCUGGACUCCAUAUUUAUGCUGCUGGAGGACAACAUUGUUACUUUUGUGAAGAAUGAGCUGAAGAAGAUCCAGAAGGUUCUGAGUCCAGAUUACCCAGAAGGCUUAGAGAGUCAGUGGGAGGAUGAGGAGGUGUUGGAAGGUGAGGAUGAAGAGAAGAGGAGGAGCAACAGAGAGGCUUUUGUGAAGAUCACACUGAACUUCCUGAAGAAGAUGAAGCAGGAGGAGCUGGCUGAACGUCUGCAGAGCAGAUGUUUUUCCUCAUUUUGUCAACAUAAACUUAAAUCUGGUCUGAAGAAGAGGUUCCAGUGUGUGUUUGAGGGGAUCGCUAAAGCAGGAAGUCCAACCCUUCUGAACCAGAUCUACACAGAGCUCUACAUCACAGAGGGAGGGACUGGAGAGGUCAAUGAUGAACAUGAGGUCAGACAGAUUGAAACAGCAUCCAGGAAACCACACAGACCAGAAACAACCAUCAGACAAGAAGACAUCUUUAAAGUCCCACCUGGAAGAGAUCAACCAAUCAGAACAGUGAUGACAAAGGGAGUGGCUGGCAUUGGGAAAACAGUCUUAACCCAGAAGUUCACUCUGGACUGGGCUGAAGACAAAGCCCACCAGAACAUCCAGUUCAUAUUUCCAUUCACCUUCAGAGAGCUGAAUGUGCUGAAAGAGAAAAAGUUCAGCUUGGUGGACCUUGUUCAUCACUUCUUUGCUGAAACCAAAGAAAUCUGCAGCUUUGAACACUUCCAGGUUCUGUUCAUCUUUGAUGGUCUGGAUGAGAGUCGACUUCCUCUGGACUUCCACAACAAGGAGAUCCUGACUGAUGUUACAGAGUCCACCUCAGUGGAUGUUCUGCUGACAAACCUCAUCAGGGGGAACGUGCUUCCCUCUGCUCUCCUCUGGAUAACCACACGACCUGCAGCAGCCAAUCAGAUCCCUCCUGAGAGUGUUGGCAUGGUGACAGAGGUCAGAGGGUUCACUGACCCACAGAAGGAGGAGUACUUCAAGAAGAGAUUCAGAGAUAAGAAGCAGGCCAGCAGGAUCAUCUCCCACAUGAAGACAUCAAGAAGCUUCCACAUCAUGUGCCACAUCCCAGUCUUCUGCUGGAUCACUGCUACGGUUCUGGAGGAUGUGUUGGAGACCAGAGAGGGAGGAGAGCUGCCCAACACCCUGACUGAGAUGUUCAUCCACUUCCUGGUGGUUCAGACCAAACUGAAGAAGGUCAAGUAUGAUGGAGGAUCUGAGACAGAUCCACACUGGAGUCCAGAGAGCAGGAAGAUGAUUGAGUCUCUGGGAAAACUGGCUUUUGAUCAGCUGCAGAAAGGAAACCUGAUCUUCUAUGAAUCAGACCUGACAGAGUGUGGCAUCGAUAUCAGAGCAGCCUCAGUGUACUCAGGAGUGUUCACACAGAUCUUUAGAGAGGAGAGAGGGCUGUACCAGGACAAGGUGUUCUGCUUCGUCCAUCUGAGUGUUCAGGAGUUUCUGGCUGCUCUUCAUGUCCAUCUGACCUUCAUCAACUCUGGUGUCAAUCUUAUGGAAGACCAGAAAAACAUUUCUGCUUGGUCUAAAUUACCUAAAAAACUAAAAUAUCUCCAUCAGAGAGCUGUGCACAAGGCCUUACAGAGUUCAAAUGGACACCUGGACUUGUUCCUCCGCUUCCUCCUGGGUCUUUCAGUGGAGACCAAUCAGACUAUCCUGCAAGGUCUGCUGACAAAGACAGGAAGUAGCUCACAGACCAAUGAGGGAACAGUUCAGUACAUCAAGGAGAAGAUCAAUGAGAACCUGUCUGCAGAGAAAAGCAUCAACCUGUUCCACUGUCUGAAUGAACUGAAUGAUUGUUCUCUGGUCCAGGAGAUCCAACAGUCUCUGAGUUCAGGAAGUCUCUCCACAAAGAAACUGUCUCCUGCUCAGUGGUCAGCUCUGGUCUUCACCUUACUGUCAUCAGGAGAUCUGGAUGUGUUUGACCUGGAGAAAUACUCUGCUUCAGAGGAGGCUCUUCUCAGACUGCUGCCAGUGGUCAAAGCUUCAAACAUAGUUCUAUUGAAGAACUGUAACCUCUCAGAGAGAAGCUGUAAAGUUCUGGCCUCAGUUCUCAGCUCCCAGUCCUCUAAUCUGAGAGAGAUGGACCUGAGUAACAACAAGCUGCAGGAUUCUGGAGUGGAGCUGCUGUCUUCUGGACUGAAGAGUCCAAACUGCAAACUGAAAACUCUCAGAUUGAAGAACUGUAACCUCUCAGAGAGAAGCUGUGAAGUUCUGUCUUCAGUUCUCAACUUCCAGUCCUCUAAUCUGAGAGAGAUGGACCUGAGUAACAACAAGCUGCAGGAUUAUGGAGUGGAGCUGCUGUCUUCUGGACUGAAGAGUCCAAACUGGAAACUGGAAACUCUCAGAUUGAAGAACUGUAACCUCUCAGAGAGAAGCUGUGAAGUUCUGGCCUCAGUUCUCAGCUCAAAGUCCUCUAAUCUGAGAGAAAUGGACCUGAGUAACAACAAGCUGCAGGAUUCUGGAGUGGAGCUGCUGUCUUCUGGACUGAAGAGUCCAAACUGCAAACUGGAAACUCUCAGUCUGGAACCUGCUGGAGUCCGAUGGUUGAAACCAGGUCUGAGGAAGUAUUCCUAUCAGCUCACAAUUGACACAAACACAGUGAGCAGAGACCUCAAACCAUCGGAACACAACAGGAAGGUGACACGUGGGGAGGAGCUUCGGGCAUAUCCUGAUAGUCCAGAAAGAUUUGAUUACUGGCCUCAGCUGCUGUGUAGUGAUCGUCUGACUGGUCGCUGUUACUGGGAGGUUAAGUGGAACGGAGUAGUUUAUAUAUCAGUGAGUUACAGAAGAAUCAGGAGGAAAGGAUACAGUGAUGACUGUUGGUUUGGAUUGAAUGAUCAGUCCUGGAGUCUGAGAUGUUCUGAUGGUGGUUACUCUGUCUGGCACAAUGACAAGAAAAUCUCCAUCUCCUCCUCCUCCUCCUCUUCCUCCUCUUCCUCCAUCUCCUCCUCCUCUUACUCCUCCUCCUCCAUCUCUAACAGAGUAGCAGUGUAUGUGGACUGUCCUGCUGGCAUUCUGUCCUUCUACAGAGUCUCCUCUGACUCACUGAUCCACCUCCACACCUUCAACACCACAUUCACUGAACCUCUUUAUCCUGGAUUCAGGAUCAAUUAUAAUUCCUCAGUGUUUCUGUGUUGAGUCUAAAGAGUCUCCUCCUGUCAGAGAAACACUCUCACUGUUGAACAGAUAGUUCAGUCUCUACAUGUAUGUCUCUUUCACUCAGAAACAUUUUCACAUUCAGUCGGUUUCUUUCUGAAACUCUUGGAAAAGAUUCCUUGUAAACUUUGUCCUCUUCCAGUCCUUUAAAGAUGGAAGCUGGGAUUAUUCCAGGAUCCAAAGGUUUGGUUCUGUUUCCAGUCAAAGCUUCAUUUAGGGUUUUUCCUCCAAUGUGCUUCCAGUUCUAUACCAAGACUGCUGCUGGAGUUGGUUCUUUACUGGUUCUUUACUGGUUCUUUACAUCUCUUCCAGUAAAUGUUUGAUCCUGGCUCUUAAUAUCACCAUCAGAAGAAGUUUCAACAUUUCUAUCUCCAAUCUUUUCUGUCAUGUUUCUUGUUUGUGUCACUAAUGUAGUUUUUCUUCAUUUGAUCUGAACUGUUUUGUACUUUAGCCCCAGAUAAACAGGCUGCCUCCUCAGGAUCUGUGGGCUGUGAAGCUCAGGGUUUCUGGAACUGAUUUGUGAUGAAAAAUGAUGACGUGAGUGGAGCUGCUGUUUUAACUGCCCCGGUGGUUGUUCAGUUCCUCACUGUUAGUAUCUGCUAUGUUUUAAUGAGCCAGAUCAGUUCACAAUAUGACUUCUGAUGAGACUGUUCCUAAAAGAAGAAUCAUUCCAGACUAUCUGUGGCUGAACUGCAGAUGAUGGAAAUGUAAAUAUUGGAGAAUAAAACAGUAUUUGCUACCAGU